AUGGCCUCGUCAGGCUCUCUCCUUCCCUCCCUGCUGGCGUUGCUCCUGCUCCAGGUCGCCGCCACUGCGUCGGCGGCGACUACGACGAAUUUCGUCCGGGCGGCCGACCUCGCCGAGCGGCUGGAGGGAGCGGUGACGCGGCAGUGCUGGGAGGCGCUGCUGGACAUCAGGUCGUGCACGGGGGAGAUCAUCCUCUUCUUCCUCAACGGCGAGGCGUACCUGGGGCCCGGCUGCUGCCGCGCCAUCCGCGUCAUCGAGCAGCGCUGCUGGGCCGCCGACCUCAUGCUGUCCGUCAUCGGGUUCACCCCGGAGGAGGGGGACAUGCUCAAGGGCUACUGCGACGCGGGCGACGACGACAACGGGCCUCACCAUAGCGCAGGCGGAUCAUCUCCGGCCCCGCCGCCUCAUCGUGCUCUUGGCGCCGACGGCGUUGCAAGUGGCGGCACCGUGGCCGCCGUGGCGGGAAGGAAAGGGCUCGGUUCGCCGUUAGGCUGA
Triticum turgidum subsp. durum (durum wheat) is the source of this 495-nucleotide messenger RNA. The record is from the annotation of a GenBank genome assembly. NCBI's taxonomy places the organism in Eukaryota, Viridiplantae, Streptophyta, Magnoliopsida, Poales, Poaceae.